This is a messenger RNA of Gekko japonicus, 1491 nucleotides long. RefSeq names its product dendrocyte expressed seven transmembrane protein (gene DCSTAMP). Gene Ontology annotation, cellular component: membrane. The transcript is spliced from 4 exons. The coding region runs from base 1 to 1437 and encodes 478 amino acids. Lineage: Eukaryota; Metazoa; Chordata; Lepidosauria; Squamata; Gekkonidae. The record is from RefSeq and is a predicted model, not a curated record.
AUGACUAGUUUUGUCACAUUUGCUCGGCAUGUUUGGAAACUUUUCGCGACUGAAAGGAAGCCAGGCUGGAAGAAUCUCAUGCAUCUGUUUGCGAUCUGCAGUGCUGUUAGUUUAGUAUCUAACAUGUUCCUGCUCCUAGCUGGGUAUUCCUUUCUGGCGGACUAUCCCCUCUUUUCCUUGGUCACAUCCACAGUCCUCUGGAUUAUCCUUUCUGUUGGUUUGUGUUCUUCUAGGCACCUCCGCUGCUCUGCUGCUCUCUUCUUCCUUUCCUGUGGGCUGCGUGAAGGAAGGAACGCCUUGAUUGCAGCCGGAACCGGUGUAGCGGUCGCUGGGAACCUCCAAAGUAUUUUCUACAAUUUAAAGCAGUUAGCAGAUAGUGUGACGUGUAUUCUGGAAUCCCAACGUUUCCCCUUCCUCAACCACUAUGUUGCAGCAAUUUGGUGGAUUUACCGUCAGUUCAAGCUUUUGGAGAACCCAUUUAAAGACAUUGUGUCGGUAGAUGGGGAGUUGAGCGUGUUUUACUCCGUUUCAGAUGAGAGCUUGAAACUGAAGCUGGAGCAUACAAGAUGGCGCAUCCAGAAUUUCACCAGCCAGAUUUCUUCUGUUCUUGCCCUGCAGCCAUACAUGGGCAAAAAAGUCCUUCCUCUUCUGGGGAUUGUCUUCAUGGUUCUUGGGACGUACCUCUUUGUCCGAAAAUUCUUGAACCCCCUCAAUGUUAAAUUUAAGAAUACUUAUAUCACAAAAGAUUUUGUUCGAUACAAUGAACAGCAGUGGCAGCAACGAAAGCUCUCUGUCUUGCCCCUCAGUAAAGAAGAAAGGAAGGUCUAUACAACCAUCCCGUCUUUUUGUCAAACGCCCCGGGAAAGGAAACGCACGUUACGCUUUUUUCUCCCUGUGCUUGCUAACCUUUGCAUUUGGCUUCUUUUUGCAGCAGUGGAUUAUUUGCUUUACUGGCUGAUUUUUUCAGUGAGCAAGCAUCUGCAAGAUUUCCCUGAGCUAGAGGUCCAUUUGAAAUUGUAUUACCAUAAAAAUGCUGAUAAAUUUAUCUUCAACAGCGGGGAGAUCAUUAACAAUACAACUUCCUUUAAGAUUCCUCUCUUCGAGCACGCCUGUAUUCCCAAACCAAAAUUUGCCCUCGCUGACACAUGGAUCCAGUUAGCUGUCAUCGUCUUCUUUUUAGCCGUGCUUGGGCUGUUGGCCUCUGCCUUUACACAGCUUAAAAUACUUGUGACAACGUCAUUCUUUCCUCGCACAGGCAUGAAACGGAUAGAGUAUCUGCAUGCAAAGUUAUUAAACAGAAGAUCAAAACUUGCUGAGCAAAACACAAAAAGGAAACUGAAUUCAUUUGCAAUGCUACACUUCUGGUUCCCCAUCCUCCAGGCUAUGAGAAAUGUCCAGAAGGAAGCCUCAGAGCUGACCAAAGACAGCUGUGUUUAACAACAUAAGGAAAAUCUUUACAGAAAUUCAUGGUUGUAUGUUUGGGGAUCCACC